CCUCGCGCAGGGGCGAGGAGGGGUUUAUAAGCGGGGAGGCCGGCGUCGGGCUGGGCUGGAGCUGGUUUGGCUGAUGAGUCCUAGCCACCGUUUCAAUGGUGCAGCUUUCACAGUCGCCGCUCCGUCACCCUUCGCCUUCAUGCCACUCUGAAGAAGAGGAAGAGAAGAGCAUGAAGCUGGCUAAGCAGCAGGUGGCUCAAGGUCCGCGAGGGGAUAAUCAGCCUCCCUUGAGCCCCCUGCAGGCGGCUUUGAAUUCUACCACCACUGCUUCCCAGGCUUAUGAAACGUACAUUGAUAAUGGGCUUAUCUGUCUAAAACACAAGAUCAGGAACAUUGAGAAAAAGAAGCUCAAAUUAGAAGACUAUAAAGAUCGUCUGAAAAGAGGGGAGUCCCUCAACCAGGACCAGUUGGAAGCGGUUGAAAAAUAUGAUGAAGUGAUACAUAACUUGGAGUUUGCUAAAGAACUUCAGAAGACAUUUUCUGGGCUUAGUCAAGAUCUGCUGAAAAUGCAGAAGAAAGCACAGAGAAGGGAGACCCUAUUGAAGCUUGAGGCAGAAAAAAAGAAGCUCCGCACCAUACUGCAGGUCCAGUAUGUGCUGCAGAAUUUCACUCAGGAGCAUGUGCAGAAAGACUUCAGAAGUGGCCUAAAUGGAGCAAUGUUCCUGCCUUCUAAAGACCUAGACUACCUCAUCAAGUUUGCAAAAUUGACAUGUUCAGGAAGGAAUGAGAUGGUUAGUAUUGAAGACCAGAUGGCACAAUCAUCACUCUACUUUUGGGAUCUGCUAGAAGGCAGUGAAAAAGCAGUGGCUGGGACAACUUAUAAGUACUUGAAGGAGUUAUUGUCUAAAUUAUUAAAUUCUGGUUAUUUUGAAAACAUUCCUGCACCUUGCAACAUACCAGAAAAAGAGGAACUGAAAGAAGAAAUACUUAGAAAAUCUGACAUGAAAUUAGAAGAGAACAAAACACCUGAAAAAACAAUACAACUCUCAAAAUUGGAACCUGUCAGUGGACCAGAAGCUCAGAUGGAUCACAUUCAGUCUGAGAUAAAGCCGCAAGAGUUUCUUAAUAGGCGAUAUUUGCCUGAAGUUGAUUAUACUAUCAAGCCUGAAGAAUCCAGAUUUUGGGAAAUAGAACACAGUAAAAAGAACGAACUUCCAAAGUCUUGGGAGAUGCUUGUUGACAUGGAGGAACAGAAGAAGCAGAAGCAAGACUCCUUAAAACCUUUGGACUCUGCCAGGCAGCAGGGGGAAAAAACAGAACUUUCAAGGCCUUGGGAAGCUCCAGGGAAAUUAGAUGAUAACAAGGAAAUUUCAAAGCCUUGGGUUGCACAGGUGGGGGACCAGCAGAACUCUUCCAAACCCUGGAUAACUACAGUUAAAGAACAGCAGGAACAAAAGCAAGAUAGCACGAAAGCUUGGAUGUCGAAAGCUAAGGCAGAGCUGAAACAAAAGCAGGAAACAUCAAAAACAUGGAUUGCCCAGGCCAGGGUGGAAACUGUACAUAAACCUGAACCUGCAAAACCAUGGGUUGCAUCUGUCAGAGAGGAAACAGAGCAAAAGAAACAGGAACCGGCACAACCAUGGAUGACACAUGUAGGGGAAGAAGCAGAACCAAAAGCCCAAACACCCAGGUCUUGGGAAACCUCUGAAGGACCACAACAAACAGCUCAACAUCCAUUGCAAAAUCCUCCAAAGAUCUGGGGAACUGGAAAUAUUGUGCCAAAGGAGCAGAUUGGACCAAAGAAACUUGACUUGGAGCCCAAAGAAAGACGAGAGCGCAGACUGAAGCUUGAAUCUGAUAUGAAACAUGAUGGAAAAACAGAUGGAGUAAGUGGACACCGCACUGAUGCUGUCAGGAGGAAAGAGAGUCUUUCAUCAGUUGGAGAAUCCUGUAAACUAUCUAGGAGUUUUCAGAAUAUUAUGCAGGUUACUAAACCUGUACAUCAGACAGCGGCAGAAUUUUGCUCUGUUUCUAGUCUUCCAAAGGAUCCAGUGUUAAGAAGGGAAAAACUGCAGGAUCUAAUGACUCAGAUACAGGGGACCUACAAUUUCAUGCAAGAUUCGCUUCUAGAUUUUGAUAAACCUUCACAAAGUGCCAUUUAUUCAUCCCAAGCACCUUCAGUUGAUUCUACAGUUUCUAAUGAGAAACUUUCAAGCCAAAAUAAUUUUCCUGAAGAGCCAGUACAGACAACUGUUUCAAACUCUCAAGAACCUGAGAUGUUUAAUUCAUCCUCAUCUUUGUAUCAGGCAAGCCAGGGGAUUUCGGAGUCAUUAGUGCCUCCAAAGAGCGAAAUUGGUCAGGCUACUACUACUGCUGUUUCAAGUGAAUCAGAGAUACCAUUGGCACCUUCAAGGACUACCAUAUCACCAGUAUCCCAAGGGAAAGCCUUCCAGUCUCCUCCAUCAAGCAGCAGCACGAUUAACCUAAAAGCACCUCCUUUUCAGGCCAUGCAGACUGUGUUCAAAGUGAAUGCGCCUUUGCCCCCUCGUAGGGAGCAGGAUAUCAAAGAAAAUUCUCUGCACCCUACAGGAUAUAAUCCAAACGUUUCUACAGCAAGUACACAGACUCCUCCCCAGAAUAAACUACAGCUUGCUCAGAACGCUGAACAAACUGCUUUUCCUCAAGAGUCUCUGCCAAACGCAGGUAAUUACCAGGUUGAGGGAGCUGUUCCUGUAAGCAAUGGUAGUCUCACAUUUUAUGCAGCACAGACAGCCACUUUCCCUAGACCACCUCAGCCUUUUGUUACAAACCGUGGUGGAUCCGCCAGAGGUUCCCUCAGAGGUGGAAGAUCAAUGGCCAGUUCUUAUCGCUCUCCUGGUGGCUAUAAAGCAGGUUUUGAGGCAUAUAGGGGACCACCUUCUGCCCCUAAUGGUCCCUACAACCAGUUGCAGCUUCCUGGCAGAGAUUAUCCUCCCGUACAGUAUCCUCAGAGGGAUGUGAAUUAUCAGCAGAACUAUAAACGAGGAGGUGUUAGCAGUGCUCGUGCAAAUUCAAGAGCCGGCUGGAGUGAUUCUUCUCAGGUGAGCAGCCCAGAGCGUGACAGUGAGGCCUUUAACAGUGGGGAUUCUGGGCAGGGUGACUCCCGCAGCAUUACUCCCGUUGACAUGCCAGUGGCAGGCCAAGCAGCCACCAUCCUUCCUGUGCACGUCUAUCCCCUCCCGCAGCAGAUGAGAGUUGCCUUCUCUGCUGCUAGAACUUCUAACUUGGCUCCUGGGACUCUAGACCAGCCCAUCGUGUUUGACCUCCUGUUAAACAACCUUGGCGACACCUUUGAUAUCCAACUUGGUAGGUUUAAUUGUCCUGUCAAUGGCACCUAUGUGUUCAUAUUCCAUAUGUUGAAGCUGGCUGUGAAUGUUCCGCUAUAUGUGAACCUCAUGAAAAACGAAGAGGUUCUAGUAUCUGCAUACGCCAAUGAUGGUGCUCCGGAUCAUGAGACUGCUAGUAAUCAUGCAGUCCUGCAGCUUUUUCAAGGAGACCAGAUUUGGCUGCGUCUCCAUAGAGGAGCGAUUUAUGGAAGUAGUUGGAAAUAUUCUACAUUCUCAGGAUACCUCCUGUAUCAAGACUGAACAUUAUGUUUACAAUAAAGCUGCUCCAAACAGUUUGGUGAAGGAAGGUGAAAACUAGGGGAAAUAGUUUGCACUGCAUACUGACUGCUUAUAACACAACUCUGAAAUGUGGGUAUAGGGAUCUGUCUUGCAAUGAGAUGGAGUUGGGUCAGCACUGAUGUGGCACUUUAUCAGUUGUGAUGUAGCCUUGAUGGUAAAGCUGUGAAUGUUUGCUUGCACUUAUUCUUGAACUGUAGUUAUCAUCUUAGUAAACUACUCAAAUUUGCCUCCAGUCUAGGCUAUCCACAAUGCCUUGUGCCUAAAAUAAUAAAAAAUUAAUAUGCCUUA
Molecule: messenger RNA, 3893 nt
Organism: Anolis sagrei ordinatus
Lineage: Eukaryota; Metazoa; Chordata; Lepidosauria; Squamata; Anolidae
Gene: CAPRIN2
Product: caprin family member 2
Biological process (GO): positive regulation of canonical Wnt signaling pathway
Cellular component (GO): cytoplasm
Molecular function (GO): signaling receptor binding
Source: RefSeq, a predicted model, not a curated record